Argiope bruennichi is the source of this 3776-nucleotide messenger RNA. Its product is annotated as solute carrier family 12 member 4-like. Gene Ontology annotation, cellular component: membrane. Lineage: Eukaryota; Metazoa; Arthropoda; Arachnida; Araneae; Araneidae. Gene Ontology annotation, biological process: chloride ion homeostasis; chloride transmembrane transport; potassium ion homeostasis. Gene Ontology annotation, molecular function: potassium:chloride symporter activity. Bases 91 to 3420 code for a protein of 1109 amino acids. The record is from RefSeq and is a predicted model, not a curated record. The transcript has 26 exons.
GGCAGCUGGUAGGUUGCUGUCUGCUGUCAAUUUGUUCGGGGAUAAAGUAAAUAAAGUAUAACGUGAAUUCAGGCUACCUGAGCAAGAUUGAUGCCUCAACAAGUAGUUAAGGGAAUGGAUGUUGAAGAUAUGAUGGAUGAAAGCGGCGAAUCCACUCCCGUUUUGAAAGUGGGUAAAAAGUUUGAGAUUCAGCGUGUAGAGAAGACGCCUGAAAGUAAUAAGAACUCAACUCCGGUGGUACCCUGUGAAACUUGUGAAAGGGAGGUAAACGAUUUGAAUGCCUUGCAAUCCUUGCUGAAAGAUCACAGAGAUGGAGAACCAAUUAUUUCAGAUGGAAAUCUUUCAAGUUAUGAAAAAAACUUGUACUUAUAUCAUGAAGAAAUGCCAGAAAGACCUAGGGUUGCAACCUUGUUGAACUCUUUAGCAAAUUACAAUGUUGCUAUACCCAGUGUUUCAGAAAAUGCAUCAUCUGCUCCAAAGAAAGCCAAUUUAGGCACUGUUGCUGGAGUUUACCUACCAUGCAUACAAAAUAUCUUGGGAGUUAUAUUUUUCAUUAGAUUGGGUUGGAUUGUUGGAACUGCUGGAGUUCCUUUAGCUUUUCUUGUAGUAUUUUUAUCAUGUUGUGUAACUUUCACUACAUGUAUAUCUUUGAGUGCCAUAGCAACAAAUGGUAUAGUUCCAGCUGGUGGUUCUUAUUUCAUGAUAUCUCGUUCUUUGGGACCUGAAUUCGGUGGAGCUGUAGGCAUUUUAUUUUACCUUGCCACUUCAAUUGCAGCUGCUAUGUAUAUUACUGGAGCAGUUGAAAUAUUUUUGAACUACAUGGCACCUAGUCUUUCUCUGUAUGGAGAUUUUCGAAAAGAUCCGGAAAUCAUGUACAACAAUUUCCGUACAUAUGGGACAAUCCUGUUGGUUAUUGUUGGAAUAAUUGUUUUCAUUGGUGUGAAAUUUGUCAGCAAAUUUGCACCUAUAGCUCUGUUUUGUGUGAUCAUAUCACUGGUGUCAGUUUAUGUAGGUGUUUUUACAAAUUAUCAUGGAAAAGAAAGUUUAAAAAUCUGUGUCUUGGGUGACAGAUUAUUGGCCAAAGGAAAUUACACCUGUUCUAAAGAUCAGAAUAUCACAAAUUCCUUAUUUUAUGUGUAUUGUUCUGUGGUAAAUAAAACAAUCACAAAUGGAACUGAAGAGAAUUUAUAUUCUUGUGAUUCAUAUUUUGAAAAACAUGAGGCAAGAAAUGAACUUGCUAUACCAGGAAUGUCUAGUAAUGUAUUUCAGACCAAUGUCAAUAGCCGAUUUCGUCUACAGGGUGAUUACAUAUCAGAAACUUUGAAUCGUGAAGCUGCUAGCUCAUAUGGACAUAAAACCUACAAUCAAAUUUUAGUUGAUCUGACAACAUCAUUUACAGUAUUAAUUGCAAUUUUCUUCCCAUCAUGUACAGGAAUUUUAGCUGGGUCUAACAGAUCAGGCGACCUUGCAGAUGCUCAAAAAUCAAUCCCUACUGGUACUAUUGCAGCUCAACUUUCUACUUCAAUUAUUUAUUUGUCUGGUGUUCUCCUAUUUGGUGCUACUUUUAAUAAUCUCUUUAUGCGGGAUAAAUUUGGAGAUAGUGUUGGAGGCAGUUUAGGUGUUGCAGAUUUAGCAUGGCCUCAUCCAAUGGUGGUGAUUAUUGGUUCAUUUUUGUCUACUGUUGGUGCUGGUUUACAAUCUCUUACAGGUGCACCACGUCUUUUACAAGCUAUUGCAAAAGAUCAGAUAAUACCAUUCUUAAAAGUGUUUUCUCACAGCUCAUCACGAAAUGAACCGACUAGAGCAUUAUUUCUAACUCUGUUCAUUGCAGAAAUAGGUAUUUUGAUCGGAAAUCUGGAUCACAUUGCUCCCAUUCUUACAAUGUUUUUCCUUAUGUGCUACAUGUUUGUCAACCUUGCUUGUGUUUUACAAAGUCUUCUUCGUACUCCAAAUUGGCGUCCUCGUUUCAAAUAUUACCAUUGGUCUUUAUCUAUGGCUGGUUCAAUCUUGUGUUUAGUCGUAAUGUUUCUCAGCAGCUGGUAUUAUGCUCUCGUUGCUAUUGGUAUUGCUGGUUGUGUUUAUAAAUAUAUUGAAUACAGUGGAGCAGAAAAGGAAUGGGGUGAUGGCAUUCGAGGUUUAGCUUUAUCUGCAGCUCGUUACAGUCUCCUGCGAUUGGAAGAAGGCCCGCCACAUACCAAAAACUGGAGACCACAAGUUUUAGUCCUAUCUAAACUUGAUUUGGAAUUAAACCCCAAAUACCCCAGAAUGUUUUCAUUUGCUUCUCAGUUGAAAGCUGGAAAAGGAUUGACUCUGGUAUGUUCAGUAAUUGAAGGCUCUUUUGAAAAAAUGUAUAGUGAAGCUCAAGCUGCAAAAUUGAGUUUGAAAAGAGUUAUGGAUGAAGAAAAAGUGAAAGGUUUCGCCGAUGUUUUGGUUGCUAAAGAUCUGACUGAGGGUAUUUGUAACUUGAUCCAGACUGCUGGUCUUGGUGGAUUAAAACACAAUACCGUAAUUUUAGGUUGGCCAUAUGGAUGGAGACAGAGUGCAGAUGAAAAGCAGUGGAGAGUGUUUUUGCAUACCAUACGUAGUGUCCAAGCCAGUAAAAAUGCACUUCUUGUACCAAAAGGAAUCAAUCUUUUCCCAAGUAAUAAUGAAAAGGUGUCUGGAAGCAUUGAUGUUUGGUGGAUAGUCCAUGAUGGUGGCUUAUUGAUGCUUCUGCCUUUCUUACUGAAACAACAUAAAACAUGGAAAAACUGCAAAUUGAGAAUAUUUACAGUGGCCCAACUGGAAGAUAAUAGUAUACAGAUGAAGAAAGAUCUUGCCAAGUUUUUAUACCACUUAAGGAUAGAAGCUGAUGUUGAAGUUGUUGAAAUGAUGGAUAGUGACAUAUCUGCAUAUACAUAUGAAAGAACACUUUUAAUGGAGCAAAGAACCGAGAUCCUGAAACAGUUGAAGUUAUCUUGCCAUGGUUCUUCUUUUACUGAUGUUCAGAAUAUUGUUGAUCAUCACCACCAUCAAGCCAGUCGAGUUGGAUCAAGGGUUCGGUUUAAUGAAGUUACAGAGGAGAUUAAGGACAUUGAACUAAUCGAUGUUGCUGAUGACAGUAAUCAAGAAAAUCCUCCCAAUUUGGAUGAUAGUAAUGCUAGUGGUGAAGGAAAUCAGAAUGAAAGCUUUGACAAGCUUUUGACUAUCAAACCAGAUGAAGCAAAUGUACGUAGAAUGCAUACUGCUGUCAAAUUGAAUGAAGUGAUUGUUGCACGAUCCCACAAUGCCCAGUUAGUCAUUUUAAAUCUUCCAGGCUUGCCAAAAGCAUCUUCAAUCAAAGCUAAUUAUAUGGAAUUCCUGGAAGUUUUAACAGAAGGCUUGGAACGAGUACUGAUGGUCAGAGGAGGAGGAAGAGAAGUGAUAACAAUCUAUUCUUAACCUGAGUGUAGCAGAAUUAUAUUGCUUGGCUUCUUAGUUGCAUUUUUCUUUCAAAUCUGUGAUUCUGUGCCUGAUCUUUAAUGAUCUCCACCUUUUUAUGAAACCACCUAAUAUCUUCUAAAAGUAUUAAUCUGAUGUUUAAAAAUUUUUACUAGUGAAAUCUAUUUUUUACAUACCAUUUGUUAUUUGUUUAUAUAGUUAGCAUUUAGAGAGCACUUUUUUUGUUACUAGUUAUUUAUAAUUGCUAAUCAUAAUAUUUAUUACACAUAUUUCUAAAAAAAUCACUUGCCAGAUACUUUGUACUUAUUAUUUUACUAAGUUUUGCAUUUUUUCUGCAUUUUUUUCUUAUGCACUGA